AUGAAAACGCCUGCCUACCCGAAAUACGAGUUCGGAUACAAAGUAGAGGACCCCCACACUGGUGACAUUAAGUCUCAGCACGAGCACCGCGACGGAGACGUCGUCAAGGGCUACUACGCUCUGCACCAACCCGAUGGUUCCGUCAGACAUGUUGACUACCACGGUGACAAGCACUCUGGCUUCCACGCUGACGUUAAGCACAGCACCCACCACAUCGUGCCCCACCACGGUCACCACGGUCACCACUACUGAACCAAACUGUGAUAUAAUACCGUUAUUGUUACACCCAAGUACCUACUGUGAUGUUAUCUUUAUUCUAAUGGUUUUUUAAAUGUUUUUUACACAUAUUAAAAGUUUAUUCGAUACA
Molecule: messenger RNA, 367 nt
Organism: Trichoplusia ni (cabbage looper)
Lineage: Eukaryota; Metazoa; Arthropoda; Insecta; Lepidoptera; Noctuidae
Product: cuticle protein 8-like
Exons: 3
Coding region: 1-252 (83 amino acids)
Cellular component (GO): extracellular matrix
Source: RefSeq, a predicted model, not a curated record